This is a messenger RNA of Xenopus laevis (African clawed frog), 2602 nucleotides long. It is a transcript of the gene cfap97.L, whose product is annotated as cilia and flagella associated protein 97 L homeolog. Bases 174 to 1577 code for a protein of 467 amino acids. NCBI's taxonomy places the organism in Eukaryota, Metazoa, Chordata, Amphibia, Anura, Pipidae. The record is from RefSeq and is a predicted model, not a curated record. The transcript is spliced from 6 exons. Gene Ontology annotation, biological process: spermatogenesis.
AGUGCGCUUAUAUAGGUGUGGCGACACAAUCUCGCGAGAUGAGAUUUGUGACGUCGGCCAGGAGUCAAGGAGCUGGGCAUAAACAGCGAUUCGAGACUAGGUCUGUGGCAAGAAAAUCAGGACUGUCCCGAGAAAAGCAGGACUGUUGGGCGAUCUAAGAAUCUUAGGACAAUAUGGAUCGGUAUGACAACCUCUCUGAUGAUGGUGAAGUUGAUCAUUCCUUUUUUGACAGCGAUGCUGAUGAGAGUGCAACUAAAGUAGGUGCCACUUUUUCAGGUUCAAGCAAGCAAGAAAAUAUAAACUCAAAAGUGAAGAAAGAUGUCAAUGUUAUUUCAUAUGAAAAUAAGCAAAAUGUUGUAGAAAAUGUAUCUGAAGAGAAUGGGAGAAGCCAUGUAUAUGAGGGAAAAACUGCAGAAGCAUCAUUUCCAUCAACUGCUCCCAGACCUGAUAGUACACUUAAGUCUGGUAGGACCUCGGCACAAAGUUUACGGAUAGAAGCCACCAUCCCAACUGGCAUUCCCCAAAUAAGGCGAGAGUUUGAAGACAAUUAUUACACAGAUGAGGAAGAUAGCAGCGAAGAGGAAAGUCACAAUUCAAGGCCCAAAACCGCAAAACAAACAAAUAUUGGAAAGAAAAGCACUGGAAAAUCCAACAGAGACUUUGUUUCUACAAUAUCUAGUUCAGAUACUGAGUACUCAGACACUGGCUCAGAUGAUGGUGCAUCAAAAUCAUCAUAUCACGCUACAAAAGGAUCAUUAAUGCGAUCUCCAGAAAGGAAGUCCUCUCGCUCGGCGAUGAGAGAAUUGAGGGACUAUGCUGAGGAGUCAGAAGACACUGUUACUGAUGUAACACCACUUUCAACACCAGAUAUCAGUCCUAUACAGUCAUUUGACCUUGCUGCUACCAAUGAAGCACUUAAAAGUAAAUUUAAACGACAAGAGAACAUCAGUCAAGAAAUAUAUGAUCCAGAUAAUGACUUGAAGAAUAGGCAGAAGGCUGUUCAAGAUGCAGUAGACCUAAACCAGCUUCUUAAAGCAUUUAUGCACCUGGAUAAAAAGGAACCCGGGCCAGUACAGACUGAACAGCCAGUCAUGCAUAACAAGAAGAACUUCUCUUUUUCAAAUGAGGAAGUGAGGCAGAUUGAGCGGGAAAACCAGAGACUGCUGAAGGAACUGUCACACCAGGCAGCCAAACCCCGUAGCAAAAGCAUUACUCCCAAAAAGCCAAUCUCUGCUCCAACCAGGCUGUACCAUAGUGCACUGAAUAGACAGAAGGAGCAGCAACGCAUUGAAAGGGAAAACAUGGCUCUUCUAAAAAGGCUUGAAUCUGUAAAGCCAACAGUUGGCAUGACCCGUACUGAGCAAUUUAUGGAUUAUCAGCGUCAAGCAGGAUACCUGAGCGCAACUGCAUUGUCCCCCAGGCCUGGAAAAGCAUCAGUAAGCCGCCUCAGCCCCUCUGUAUCAUCAGGAGGCUUUUCAAGGAUGUCCAGUGCAACGAGUCGGAGCGAGAGGACAGGAUCCAGCGGUGCAUUGCUGAGGCCUACACGAUCAGGCAAUGUCCGAGCAGCUUGGCAAUGAAUAUCUUAAAAUAUGUAGUUUUGUAUUUCAGUAUCAUUCCAAUAUAUAUGCUGCUGUUGUGAACUACUUUGUGUUUGUUGUGUUGGGAGAAUAUUAAUAUGAUACAUGCAUAUACAUGCUUUUUAUAUAUAUAUAUUUUUUGAUAUAAAGUAAAUAAUUUGCUAUGUCUGUAGCAUUCCUGUAUAAAAUGUGACCGUUUUGAAAGUGCAUGCCUCCUUAUCCAAGGAGAAGAGUUCUCAGCUUUUAAAUAAAAUGUGGUUGGGGUGCAAUGGUGGAGCAAAACUGAGCAAGUGAGUAUGGAAUGAAUUGUGUAGAAGUGGAGCUGGUGUUUGUAUGGCGUAACCAACUUGUAACCAACAGUAAGUAGAUCAUUAUCCAGUUGCACAGAUAAUAAUACGUGUUUCCUGGCUGUGUUUCCAAUACUUUCUGGACCUGCUGUUUGUUUGUAAUUGAAUGCCUUUUAUACUGAAGGUGGAUGUCAUUUAUAACUGUACGGUUAUCUUGGCAAACUCCAGUUUAGGAUUCAUGAGAACUAUAAACUGAAUAGGACUGCAAUCCCAAUGUGGCUGAGCCAUAAUCACAUCCAAUUUGUUAUGCAAUGUGUGCAAUGGCACUAUAUGACUGGCAAUGAUUCAAGCAAUGCAAAGAGCUGCACCUGCUUUUAUGGUGCAAUACACUAGUUUAUCUUAGACUUAGGAUAUAUACCCAUGUAAUUUGCAAUAGGUAACAGACCAUGAUAACCCCAGUGGCACAAUAAAGAAACUAUCCAUAUUUAGCCCAGGAACCUCCUUGUGUUCCUUAAAGAGAUACUGACACCUGAAAUUAAACUUUUUUUUACAUCUAUUAUAAUAUUGGCUUUGCAAGCUACUUCUAACUUUGCCAUAAAGUAUUUGCCCAAUGCUUUUACAUUACCUGUCUGAUCCCCCAUGUUCCUGUAUGAGGGGGCUGCCAUAUUUGUGCAGCAGGAGUCCGUUAGCAUUAGAAACUGUAACUAACAGGCUGAGAUGGGACAGUCAGGUUGGCAA